This is a messenger RNA of Setaria italica (foxtail millet), 2092 nucleotides long. Its product is annotated as E3 ubiquitin-protein ligase RFWD3. Bases 89 to 1867 code for a protein of 592 amino acids. NCBI's taxonomy places the organism in Eukaryota, Viridiplantae, Streptophyta, Magnoliopsida, Poales, Poaceae. The transcript has 13 exons. Gene Ontology annotation, molecular function: protein binding; ubiquitin protein ligase activity. Gene Ontology annotation, cellular component: nucleus. The record is from RefSeq and is a predicted model, not a curated record. Gene Ontology annotation, biological process: protein ubiquitination; interstrand cross-link repair.
CCUCGGCUCCUCCUGAAAGUAUCCGUUCCGUUCCCCUUGGUCCUUUCCUUUCGAACUCGUCUUCCCCCUUCGCCUGCGCCGCCACACCAUGCCGUCACGCUCCCGUGCCAGGGGGCGGACGCUGCAGCCGGUUGUGCUGGACGAUCUAUUAGAGGGUGUCUUCGACGUCGACUACGGCGAAGCGGACCUGGAGGGGGGCGAGGGCGAGGAGGAGUCCGAUGAUGACGGAGGCUCGGAGGAGGAGGACGGUGAAGGAUCCAGCGACGACGACGAUGAGGAGGAGGAUGAUGAGGAGGAAGAGGAGGAGCAGGAGAGGGAACAUUUUGUCGAGGGAGGGCCAUCCACCCGAGCUAGGGUUUCCGCGGUGGCGGCUGCCGACGCCGCGGCGGAGAGGGCGACCACGCCCACCUGCCCCGUCUGUAUGGAGCCAUGGGCUUCCCAGGGCCCGCAUCGGAUCAGCUGUAUCCCGUGCGGGCAUGUCUACGGGAGAUCUUGCUUAGAGAGGUGGUUGACCCAGCGUGGGAAUCGAAGUGCAACGUGCCCUCAGUGUAGCAAAAGGUUUAAACAGAAGGACAUCAUCAAUCUCUAUGCACCAGAGGUCACCGCUCCAAAAAAUGAACUUGAAAAGGAAAUUUCAUAUUUGAGGGAGAGAAAUGAUUCCCUGGAGAAUAAGGUUUUGCACCAUGAUAAAUUGUUUGAGGAGAUGACCAAGAGGCAGAUUGUUCUGGAACAGGGAAUAAUAGAUGCUGUUAGCUUAAAGAGACAGAAAGUGGCAGAGCAUUCAGAUAGAGCUGUACAUCUGGAGCCAUCUACCUCGGCCACUGUAAGCUUUUGCUCACAGUAUGAAUUAUUUUUGGAUGGAGCUCGAGUCAUCGGCAUAGAUGCAUCUAACCAAAUAAUACUUGCUUCUGGGAGGGCAGCUGCUGUAGGUGCUGAACAUGUUAUUACCAAGAUUAGCAUGGGUUCUGCUCAUGAACCGUUCAAAGUCCACCUUCCUCCCGAUACCAAAGCUAUUAGGGAUAUGUGUAUCCUUCCUGGUGGCUCUGCUAUUUUUACAUCAGUAGGAAGGAAGUUAUCACUUUUCAGCAUGACAACAGACAGUGUCGUCCUUCAGUGUGAUUUGCCGGUCCCUGGUUGGUCGUGUUCAGCAGAUGUAUCUAGUUCACGUCAUAUUUAUGCUGGUUUGCAGAACGGCAUGCUUAUGGUCUUUGAUGUCCGUCAAACUACAAGACCCUUGCAUUCUAUGGUGGGGCUUUCUACGAAUCCGAUUCAUACGCUCCACUCUGUCAUUGAUAAUAAUGGUUGCAGGAAGAUUCUUUCAGCUUCCGCUGUAGGUCCCUGCAUGUGGGAUGCUGACAACAAUCAAAGCAGGCCGCAUUUGCUAACUGAGAUGGACAGUCAGCGUGUAUGCAUUUCCCUUGCAUGUGCCCCUCCAUCAAGCGAUGUUUUGGUGGCUUCCUUCCGGCCCAAAGUUGAGGCAUCAGAAGAUGCUACUGCAUCUCAGGUGUAUCUAUCACAGACGCCAACACGCCCUGUUGGUUCAGGAAAAUUGGGGCAUCAUGCCCUUGUCAGGAGGACAGGUAAUGCAUCCUUCACCGAAGGCCCAACAUGCUAUGCCAACGUAAGUGAAGUACGCAUGUCAAAAUCAGCAAUCAUACCUUAUGGAGACAAUCAACAUCUCUUCGCCUACGGGGAUGAGUCGCUGCAUGGGGUCCGGACGUGGCAACUACCUUCGUUUGUGAUUCAUGCCGAUCUUUGCGCCCACCGGCAGCCGAUCCUUGAUUUAAGGUAUGCGGAAAGCUCAGGUGGAGGGAGGUACCUUGGAUGCUUAAGCGAGGAAAAGUUGGAGGUCUUCAAAAUUAGUUAGCAUGUCAGGGAGCAUAGCUUUAGUGUACUUGAUUAGCCUUUUGGUAGCUCGGCUCGGCAGUGAUAGCUAACAUAGUACUAGUUUGUACAGAAGAAAGUCUUUUGCUGUGUACAGGUGGUGUUUCUGAAAGGAGGAACGGCAUCUUGUUUUACACUUGUAUAUGCUGAGCUGUUUCAGCAGCGCAGUUAUAAUUAUUUUUUUCUGGUAUGGUCAAUCCACAGCUCA